This is a messenger RNA of Solea senegalensis (Senegalese sole), 2574 nucleotides long. RefSeq names its product glucocorticoid-induced transcript 1 protein. NCBI's taxonomy places the organism in Eukaryota, Metazoa, Chordata, Actinopteri, Pleuronectiformes, Soleidae. The record is from RefSeq and is a predicted model, not a curated record. Gene Ontology annotation, biological process: podocyte development. Gene Ontology annotation, cellular component: cytoplasm. The transcript is spliced from 9 exons. Bases 59 to 1522 code for a protein of 487 amino acids.
CAACUUUGGCAGCACGACUUUCUUCCUGCUUCAGGAAUUACAGCCACUUUUCGGGAAGAUGUCAGCCCCGAGCAACUCGCUCCAGCAGGCGAGGGUGAGACGCAGCACUGCGGGCUCCCCCGGCUCGUUCAGCGGCGGUGUCAGCGGAGGUGGUGGUGGUGGCGGCGGUGGUUCCGGCAGCGGCUGCCGUCUGCACCCCAUCCGUGCCACCGUGCCCUACCAGCUCCUGCGUGCGGGUCAGAGCAGCCCACCGCGUCCACACAACCUCCACGGAGGUGGCGGAGGAGGAGGAGGAGGAGGAGGCGGCGCGGUGAGCCGAGGCUCCAGCUCCCCCUCCAGCCCGACGCUCGCUCCAGGAAGUGCGAACGCGAAGCAGAGACUGUCCCCCGAAAACAAGGACGCCUCCUGUCCUCCGGACUCUCCCGGCUGCAGAGCCGAGAGGUCCAAGUUGCAGGUCCGGAGUUCCAGUGCCAUCCGGCGGACGUCCUCCCUGGACGCCAUCACAGCACCGUACCUGACCGGCCAGUGGCCGCGGGACUCGCACGGACCGUACCCUUCGUGUAUGAAAGACAAAGCCACGCAGACUCCGGGGCUGUGGAUCGACGAAGCAGCGGAACAGGGAAGUCCUCACCAGCGCUCGGCGUCCUGGGGCAGCGCCGACCACCUCAAAGAGCAGAUUGCUAAACUGAGGCUGCAGCUGCAGCGCAGCAAACAGGUGAACAGGCAGAGCAAAGACAGAGAGCCCAGCUCGCAGCAGCAGCAGCAGCAGCAGCAGCACAGCAAUGCAUGUCAAACUCAGUACAAAGCACCUGCGUCAGGACCGUCGACGCUCCCCGUGCCAAAGUCCCUCAUCUGUCGCGUGCCGAGCAGCGUGGAAGGAAUCAACCACGAGCUGGAGAACGUGUUCAUCAGAGAGGACUGGGAGCAGAGAAUACAGACCAUGGAUGCGGUGGACGGACGUCGCCCCCCCUUCCCGCCGCAUCGCUACAGUAACAGCGGAGACAUGCGUGACACGGACACACAGGCACCCUCGAGCGGCGACUCCAGCCCAUCGCCACGCCCCCGCAGCUCCGACCACCUCCACUCCCCCGACGGAAGCCCUUGUUCCACAGAGGAAAUCGACAAAGACGGUGUGUGCAGUUCUCCUCUGCCUAAGUUUGCCACUUCUCCUAAACCCAACAACAGCUACAUGUUUAAACGGGAACCUCCAGAAGGCUGCGAGAAGGUCAAAGUGUUUGACGAGUUGGUGUCUGGGAAAUCUAAAGGCUUCCCUCUCUUCUCGUGCCCGGACAAAAACAAGGUGAACUUCAUUCCCCGAGGCUCCGCCUUCUGCCCUGUCAAGCUCCUCUGCUCCUCCCUCUUCUCCCCCGCCUCCCCGCUGUCCUGCGCCUCGACCAACAGCGAGAGCGCCGGGCCUCAGGUGACGACCCCGACCCCGCCCACCGCGCCACUACCUACCGACCAGAGCGCCGACAUAAGCACAGAUGGCCAGAGCCCCGACGCACUUCUCCUCAGCAGCUAGUCCUCAGGUAUCACCACGCAAAACCACCACAGCAACAAAAACAAACAUUUCAACUGGUCACGUGGUUUGGUCUGAAAAAGAAAAAGGAAAAAAAAAAAAAGAAUCCUUGCACUCCGUUAAUCCUAACAUUAGCCAGCAGGGGGCGCCCAAGGUCAGGAAAGGACACAAACUCAUGGCACCAACAUCGUGAUUGACGAGCGCUCGCCGUCUUUGGCACUUUGGUUUCCGUCACUUGGAUUCUAUGGACCUUGGGCCCCGCCUCCUUUUGCCCUGUCACUAACCUCGCCUGUACCACCAUAUCACCCAUAAUAAUAAUAGUAAUAAUAGUAAUAAUAAUAACAAUGUUAAAAAAAUUGCUUUGCUUUCUUUUUUCGCAAAAUAAAACUAGAAACGACUGCUGAAUUUAUUCUUACAUAAACGCUCAGAAGUUAAGUGAGAUAGAAAUCACAAAAACACACCAUCUGCCUAUAUGACCUAACUAGCAUGUUAGCUGCUAAGUGUUCAAACAGUUCAAAUACACAUGUAAGUGUAUGGAGAGGGCGGGACAUGUUUGUUUCACACACACACACACAGUGGAGCUGUCAAUUUUUUUUUAAAGAAAAUCUGUAAUAGCUGGACAAAUCCUGCAUUGUCCAGCGGGGGGUGCAGUUCGCACAGCUUUGAACGCCAUCAUGACUCAUCAGAAAAAAACUGAAUGGAGGACACACGAUAAUCCUUCCUCCUGAGUGGACAAUCGCGACAACAUAGCCUCCGAAGAACGCGGGAAUUUCAGGUUCAGUGGCGUUAACAAAUGUGCUGACUCACCCGUUAGCUUGGCUGUUAGCUCCACCUGAAUAAGGCGGCAGAAAAGGAGGAAGAUAAAAAAGUGGCAGCCCUAACGUACAGUAUUUCACAUAUCGGAAUAUUUUUUCUCGUCAUUAACCACAGUGUUCGCAGUUGUUUGGACAGAAAAAUACAGGCCUUAUUUUUUAUUUUUUUUUGGUGUGUGUAUUUUGUACGAUUAUUUGUAGCACUGCCUACCUGAGGUCUGCUCAUGAUCAUGAUUUAAAAAA